AUGGAUAUUCUAAACUACAAAUUUGAUAAGGUUAUUCUAUUUUAUGAAGAAACUCUAGAAGUCCUCAAUAAGCAUGCUCCUACCGCCGAAGCCUAUGGGAAUCUGACCAAGAUUUUCAAUGUUAGUUUUCAAAAGGUGUUUGACAAUUUUGGAGAGCUAAAGGAACAAGUCGAGCUUUCACCAAAGAUUGGGCCCUCCGAUACAAGAGUGGGAAAAGAACCAAGUAGUGGAUGGAAAUGGAAUAAUAAGUUCACACCAAGAGAUGAAUCCUUAGAUGAAGAAGCUAACAACAAAGAUAUACAAGUGGUCACUGAAAAUCAUCCUCCUUUGGAAAAGAUUAUUUCUGAAGAAGAAAAAUUAAAUGGCUAA
Lactuca saligna is the source of this 369-nucleotide messenger RNA. Lineage: Eukaryota; Viridiplantae; Streptophyta; Magnoliopsida; Asterales; Asteraceae. The record is from the annotation of a GenBank genome assembly.